AUGGGAAACAAUUUGCAGGUUAAUACAACCUUUACCGCCAAAAAUUACUCCAAUGCGACAAACCGCACCAUUGGGUAUACCACAACGCAGCCUAUCCCGCUGUUCCGACCCCCCCAGGAUGUUGAAGACAUCUGGGAUCAGUUAAGAGCUCUGGCCUGUGUUUGUUCACUGACAUUUGCCAUCAAUCUCUUUAUGGUAAUCUUCACUUCUGUCAAACUCAAGGCUGUUCCGUAUAUGUUCAUUCAGAAUUUCAUGGUAAUCGACAUAGUCAGCGCCAUGGUGACGGCUGGGCCUUGGGCAACGGGUGUCUGGCUUGACUUUUACGGCCUGUCGGUUCUCACAUUCCUAUGCCGUAUUCAAGGAUUCUUCCACAACACCCUGGCCACUGUGUUCUUGGGAACAGUCACUGCCAUCGCCGCCAGCCGGUACCUGUACGUGGAGUCACCUCUUGCCUACACCAUGUUCUUCGUUAACAAGCCUGUUGUCCGCCUGUUGCUGUUCACCAUCUGGUUCGGUGCAGGCUUCCUAGCCUCUCCACCCUUGAACCCGGGCACGUGGGGUGCUUAUAAUAAGCUCGAAGGCACGUGCUGGAUGUCUUGGGAGGCAGGAAACCUUGGUGCUGUGACCUACUCUGCCUUCCACACCAUCAUCACGCUUGGCCCCGCUGUCAUCUUCACCGCACUUGCGAUCGUCUUCAUCGUGCUCAAGAAGAAAAACUCCAUCCAUCCCGCCCCACCCGCGCCCUCCAUGCAGCUGAACAACAACCAACCGGGGCUCCCACCUCCGACGCCGACCAUGACGGGGUCCACCAGAGGAGGGACGCACUUCCUCAACUUGGAGGUACUGUACAUCUCCUGCGCAUUGCUCCUGCUGUACCUGGUCACGUGGACCGCCAUGACAGUAGUGGAGUCCCUCAUCAUUGUGGACUGGCGCACCGUGGACUACAAAGUCGUCAUCGUCCUCACAUUCCUGUACCAGUCACGUGGCCUGAUCCAUCCCUUCCUCUACCUUCUUCUGAGCGCCGAGAUGAGAAAUGCGUUUGUGAAGUGUACAGGUAAGGGGCAGGCUGGAAUUACGCUGUCCACCGAUGCCGGCGCUCUGUCCCAGUCCAUCGCCGACAUUCAAGCCCACAGACAGUGA
Molecule: messenger RNA, 1140 nt
Organism: Orbicella faveolata
Lineage: Eukaryota; Metazoa; Cnidaria; Anthozoa; Scleractinia; Merulinidae
Biological process (GO): G protein-coupled receptor signaling pathway
Cellular component (GO): membrane
Molecular function (GO): G protein-coupled receptor activity
Source: RefSeq, a predicted model, not a curated record